This is a messenger RNA of Orbicella faveolata, 2347 nucleotides long. RefSeq lists its product as uncharacterized. NCBI's taxonomy places the organism in Eukaryota, Metazoa, Cnidaria, Anthozoa, Scleractinia, Merulinidae. Gene Ontology annotation, cellular component: U12-type spliceosomal complex; nucleoplasm; cytosol. The record is from RefSeq and is a predicted model, not a curated record.
GUUGGAUAAAAUUUCUCAGAGUAUCGUACCAGGGAGACGCUGUUUCUCAAGACAUUCCUAAACAACAAGUCAUACACAAUAUAUUUUGCCUUCCCGUCAGACUGACGGAUGGCCCCCAAAUAUGGUAAACUCGUUCCGGUCCCCAGGAGGAGCAAAUCCAAAAUGGCGGACAAGGAACAGUGUGUUCGAGAGUUUUCGUCGUUUUUGAGUCGCACUGCACGCGAAAUGGAGGGAGUAUUGUGUCAGUUAAAGUGGAGGAAGGAAAACCUGAUGAAAAAGGUCAGAAAUUCAAUGUUAGUACACUGUCCAAUUAACCCGAGUCACAGGAUACCAGCAUCAAGGCUAGACAAACACUUAAAUGUUUGUAGAUACACAUCCAAGGACAUACGACCACAGGAUGUUUGCUCCAGCCCGGAAUUCUUCUACCAGUCAUCCAGUGCUGUGAUUCCCGUCUUCAUAGAUGAAGAAAAGCACAGUUCCUUCAAGAAUGAAAGUAAUAGGUGUGAACUGAAUGAAGAGCCAGACAAAAGCUCCAAUAGUAAGGCUAACCCAGUGUGUUGUAGUAAUGGCAAAUCACUAGAGGAAAGACUAGCAAGCAGCAAACAGAAUAUUCUCAGCAAGAACCAAGAUACACACAGUGGUUUUAUGGAUAAUAGAAGAUCAAUAAUGGCCUGGGAGGUGAUACCAGCCUCUCACAGACGACUUAAGCUUCAUCUUGUGCCACAAGAGAAAAUUAAGACCUGGAUCAUCCAGAAUUUGCCUCAAGUUGAAUAUCUGAGCUCUCUAGAGGGUGCUAGCAAUCGUCUGGUGAAUUUUGUGUUAUCCUGUCUUCAAGAGGAGAAGGUUGCUCAUCCAAGUGGUAUGGAAGAGAUGCUUAAGGAUCUUCUUGGAAAUGGUGAGAAGCUGGAACUUUCUCUAUACAAGCUCCAGACCCUGGGAAUGAGGUUGACUCCUGGGUCCAACCCAUUUACUAUUAUAAAAGUCACUGUUAUAAAUUAUUUUGUUUAUCGCAGCUCUCUAGAGGGUGCUAGCAAUCGUCUGGUGAAUUUUGUGUUAUCCUGUCUUCAAGAGGAGAAGGUUGCUCAUCCAAGUGGUAUGGAAGAGAUGCUUAAGGAUCUUCUUGGAAAUGAAACACAGUCAUUCGUUUUGAGCUUGUGGAAAUUUCUUGCUGUUUCAAUCUCAGCCGAAGAGAACAACGCCAAGCAGUCCAGCAUAGAGAACAGAAGGCAAGAACCCUUGGAUCUCAACACUACAGACACCGCAGACACUCAUGAACCACUACCUGUUGAAAACUAUGUAAAGGAAAUACCCCUUCCCAUGGACCGGGUGAUAAAUGAGUUAUCGCCUCAGCAGCGGCUUGCCGUGUAUGAACAUGUGAUACAGAAGUCGAAGGCCAAACGUGAAGGUCAGAAGGAAGAGGUAGAUUUGGAAGUCGCUUCUGACCCAAACAAUGACAAAGAUGCUGAAGGCGGACAGCCUAAAUCUCGGUUUGAAGUGUUAGCUGAACAGCGUGAUUACAAGAGACGCCGGCAGAGUUACCGAGCGAAGAACGUGCACAUCACCAAAAGGAGUGCAGUGGAGGUAAUGCGUGACUUGAUCGAGACGCAAAUGCAAGUCUUGGAGAUGCAGUACAAAGACGAACAUGGCAUCAGUGAUAAUAAUCCAGACGAAGAGGAUGCCUCUGAAGAGAGACAGGACAGUAGAGACCAAAAAGACAAUACAAGAAAGGACAGUAGAGGCGAGGAAGGGAGAUGGAGGAAAGACAAAAAACAACACAGAGAGGGAGGCAAACGGGUGCGAUAUCACGACGACAGGGAUACAGGCAGCAAGAGAUCGAGAAGAUAACACUGAAUUUUGCAAUGGGAGAAUGAGUUCUGGUCUUACUCACAAGCGCGUUUACUCAUUGGGAGCUGUCGUAGAUAUGUAUCAACUCCGAGAGCAUCGAUGUUGACUCAACUUGAGGCCAGAUUCUGCCUUUUGCAUCCUUUGAAUUGACAUAAAAAAGGUCUCAUUUGCCUUGCAAAAAAGAGUGUCUAUUGAGUAAUUACUGACAGUAAUCCAAAAUCGCUGGGAGUAGGGGUGAGGUGGGGUUGUAGGUAUGUAACCUGUAAAUACCCCCACCCUCACCACCCUCUCCGGUUACCCUCACGGUAGAAAAUUUAGAAACUCGUUAUUUAGCGAUGUUUAUGUGGCAUGCUCAAAUGUUUCAGUACUUGCAACAGAUCUGGUAUAUUCACCCAUCGUUAAAGAGUCAAACUUCGUGGCAUGCAAUCCACAAAUCUCGCAAUCUGAUUGGCUAAUUUGCCGUUGUCGAUAAGAGUCAAGACAACGCUGCUCGCGUCAAUGU